AUCCUAAUUAGUGAUCUGUAAAUUUCAUGUGGAGUACUUAAAGAAACAAUGGAGAUCAAAUCAAACCAUCUUUGCGUAAAUAUGCGGUCAUGAUCCCCACUGAACUGCGCCCUGUUCGUUUCUCUUUUUUUCCCCAGGGUUGAAGCAUUUUUUUAGAGUUCCAAAAUCAUGAAUUUCAGAAGAGGGAAUUUAGUGGAGGUUUUAAGAAGAGAAGAUGAUGAUGAUCCGUGUGGCUCUUGGUUUACCGGUAACGUCAUUUCAGCCGAUGGCGAAAACUAUGUUGUUAGGUACAAUCUUCUUAUGGACCACAGAGGAAAACAAGUGAUGGAGAAGCUGCAGAGGAAGGAUGUUAGACCAUUACCUCCAUGUGUAAAUGGGAAGAGUUGGGUGGUCGGCGAUGUAGCCGAGGUGUCCGAUAUCAAGUGUUGGAGGGUCGGAAAGAUCACAAAGGUGUUAAAGAACAAUGAUCGAUUCGUCGUUAAGUUGUUCGGGUCAAUCCAGCUCAAGGAAUUUCAUGCAUCGAGUUUAAGGAUUAGGCAGGCUUGGGAUGGCAAGAAGUGGAUGGUGAUUGGGAAGGUUUCUCAGUGUAAGGAUUUGACCAACAAUUUUGCACCAAAAUUCCCGAACCGUGCCGGUGGUUUGCUUUUCAGGACUUCUUUGCAUUUAACCGAUACCCUACGAUUUACGGAUAAGGAUAGAGAGGGAAUGAAUAAGGGUGGGACUGAUAAUGCUACCAUGUGUGUAUCCAUGAGAGCCAUAAAUAAAGGCUAUGACCUUCGAUCUGAAGAAUGCAAAAUAAACCCUGUUUUUGGAGGAGGAAGCCUCAGGAAAAGGAAAACCGCACCUUGGUCUAGAGGCUGCAAUGAUGAGACUCCGAAGAGAACAUGCCCUCUGUCCAACCAAGUAGAUUAUAUUUCUUUCCCACGUGUAGGGGUUGACAGAAAUUUCAUUAAGCAAUCAGCUAAAAAGAAUAACAGAAUGGAAAACGCUACUGCUCGCUGCUUAUAUGAUUCUUCUAGACCUGCUUUGUUUCCUGAAGAUGGUGACCAAUGCUCAGUUGCUAGCUGUAGUUCUAACGGUGUUGCUGAUUAUGCUGGCCGAAUUUCUCAUAUUUCAUCGGAAAGCACACCCGAGAAUUCUGAUGCCGAGUCGUCAUUCCCAUAUUCGUGUGACAAACGGAACUUACCCUUGUUCCCUACCGAUGAUAAAGUUGUUGAUAUCCAUGAACUUGAGCUUCGUGCUUACAAGUCGACAGUAGAAGCAUUGUAUGCUUCGGGUCCUUUAACGUGGGGGCAGGAGUCCCUGUUAACAAAUCUCCGCGUCUCCCUUAACAUUUCCGACGAGGAACACCUACUCCAGCUACGAUACCUUUUGUCUGCUCAAGUUUUAUGAUCUGUGUAUCUUGCCAAGUGUACCGAUUUAGUCGGUUUGAAGCUCAACCACUCGAAAGAUCGAUGGUUUUGAGUGAGAUCUGUGGAGGUAUAGCAGUUUCAUCUCUUGCAGGCGGCACCUUAUGACCUUAACCUUCCUAGUGUAUAUAAUGUGUAAAUUAUUCCCAGGAAUUGUGUUCUGUUUCUUGAAGCUUAGAACCAAUAACAGGAAUUCAUGUGUUUUGACUGAAUAAAUUUUCUGCUGAUUUUGUUUUUGUAAUUGUAUAUCCA
Hibiscus syriacus is the source of this 1661-nucleotide messenger RNA. RefSeq lists its product as uncharacterized. The record is from RefSeq and is a predicted model, not a curated record. Lineage: Eukaryota; Viridiplantae; Streptophyta; Magnoliopsida; Malvales; Malvaceae. The transcript has 3 exons. Bases 169 to 1392 code for a protein of 407 amino acids.